This is a messenger RNA of Brassica oleracea var. oleracea, 864 nucleotides long. RefSeq lists its product as uncharacterized. Lineage: Eukaryota; Viridiplantae; Streptophyta; Magnoliopsida; Brassicales; Brassicaceae. Gene Ontology annotation, molecular function: microtubule binding. The record is from RefSeq and is a predicted model, not a curated record. The coding region runs from base 1 to 864 and encodes 287 amino acids. Gene Ontology annotation, cellular component: microtubule. The transcript has 2 exons.
AUGGGGAGAAACCUCGGUUCAGCGUUUAGAGAAGAGUUGGCUAACCUUGACAAAGAUCCAGAUACCAACAAGACUGCAAUGAGCAACUUGAGAACCAUUGUGAAAGAUUUGGACGCAAAAGCUCUACAUGUGUUUCUCGCUCAACUUUCUGAAACCAAAGAGAUCGGUUCCGACUCUGGUGGUGGCUACACGGUUUCUCUCUUUGAAGACCUUGCUCGUUCCCACGGAGUCAAAAUCGCUCCCCAUGUAGAAACCAUCAUGCCGGGUAUCGUACGGACGCUGAGCUCUUGUGGAGGGGCGUUAAGUGUUCAACAGGCAUGCUCAAAGGCGGUUGCUGCUAUUGCUAGAUACGGAAUCGAUCCUGCAACGGCGGAAGACAAGAAAAAGAAUCUGAUCCAUUCUCUUUGUAAACCUCUCUCUGACUCUCUUUUAGACUCUCAGCAUCUUGAUUUGGGAGCUUCUCUCUGCUUGAAGUCGCUUGUGGACUGCGACAGCUGGCGUUUUGCUUCUAGUGAAAUGGUUAAUACCCUUUGUCAGAGCUUAGCUGUUUCUCUCGAAGCCGCUUCUGAGUCUCACAUGGCGCUUGUGAUAGCUCUCGCUAAGCGCAAUGCUUUUACAGUUGAGGCGUACGCGAUGCUUUUUGUGAAGUCUGGCCUGAGGAUUCUUGAUUUGGGCGUUGUGGAGGGUGAUGCUCAGAAACGGGUUUUGGCUGUGCAGAUGCUUAACUUCUUGAUGAAGUAUCUGAACCCCAAGAGUAUGUCUUCUGAGGUGGAGCUUGUGUUGCAAGAGAUGGAGAAACACGUGGAGGAUGAGGUGUAUUUUGUGAGAGUGGCUGUUCAUGAGACCUUGGGUACAAAAGAAUAA